AUGAGUUGGAUAUUCUCGCCGACGGAUAACUGGAAUAGGUCGGUGUUGAUAUCGAGGGUCAUGGUCAUCGUGCUAUCGGUCGACGUGCCGGAAAUGCGGGAGACGCGGUCAUAUUUUUGCGAGUUUAUGGAGGUGAUUGCGAAAGUCUCGUCAAGGAGCUUCCCUUCGCCACCAUGGCCUCGACGGCAGCGGGGACUGCAUCUGGCACCGCCAUUUUUGCUGGAUGACUACAUCCCUCAAUAUCAAUUAAUAUCCUCCAGAGAUGCCGCGAAGAAACGUUCCCAGGCAUAUGCACACCUGCGCAAUUGUAAUCUAUGCCCGCGAUUGUGUGGAGUCAACCGGUAUGAAAAGACGGGGGUAUGCCUCAUUGGGGCCGAGAGUGUCAAAGUGAAUGUCAUCGCACCUCACUUUGGAGAAGAACCGUGUAUCCAAGGGCAUAAUGGGUCAGGAUCUGUUUUCUUCUCCGGCUGCAACCUCCGUUGCGUUUUCUGCCAAAACCACGAUAUUGCCCAUCAGCGAAACGGGUUUGAUCUGACCCCGGAGGAGUUGGCUGAGUGGUACAUGAAGCUGCAGGAAGUCGGCAAAGUUCACAAUAUCAAUCUGGUGACAGCCGAGCACGUUGUACCCCAGGUGGUGCUAUCCAUACUUCACGCGAAAGAGCUAGGACUGAAUCUGCCUAUCAUCUACAAUACGUCCUCGUUCGAUUCAUUGGAUUCCAUCAAAUUGCUGCACGGCUUGGUCGAUAUAUAUCUUCCGGAUUUCAAAGUCUGGAGCAACAAUACGUCCAAGCGAUUGCUCAAAGCGGACAACUACACGGAGACGGCAAUGGAAAGCAUCAAGGCUAUGCACGAGUCCGUCGGGGAUCUCUGUUUUACCGCUGAUGGAAUCGCGAAGAAGGGCGUUCUGCUUCGGCACCUCGUCAUGCCGGGACUUGAAAGUGAAGGCGAAGAGAUUGUGAGAUGGCUGGCCGAGAACAUUUCGAAGGAUAUGUACAUUCAUAUCAUGGAACAGUAUCACCCUCGAGCCCACGUUGGGAAGCCAAAACGUCGCACGAAGUCGGACGUGGUCGCACCGGGAGGAUUUCCAUCCCCGGAUGACCCUGACGUUCAAAGAGUUCGUUAUGAGGAUAUCAAUCGCCCGGCCAACGAAGACGAGGUCUCUUCCGUCCAAAAAGCUGCUCAAGCGGCAGGGCUGUGUAGAUUCGUCGAGCCUGCAGCACAUGGUGGCUUCAACAUUUAA
Messenger RNA from Eremomyces bilateralis CBS 781.70, 1239 nucleotides. RefSeq lists its product as uncharacterized. Bases 1 to 1239 code for a protein of 412 amino acids. The transcript has 2 exons. The record is from RefSeq and is a predicted model, not a curated record. Lineage: Eukaryota; Fungi; Ascomycota; Dothideomycetes; Eremomycetales; Eremomycetaceae. Gene Ontology annotation, molecular function: iron-sulfur cluster binding; catalytic activity.